AUCGUCGCCAAGCGCGUCCUCGCCGCGAGCCGCUAAUCGUCCGCCGCUCCCGUUACCGGGGCAACCGCGGCGCCUCCUCCGUGUCGGUCCCGAUCGUCCCUCCGCGCCAUUUUCAAACUGCUCUAGCGCCGGAGCCCGUGCCUGGGCGGAAGGAGAUAGUGGGGGACUCGAGGCCUGAGGGCAAUGCGGCUGGAGGCGGAGGGAACGCCGGCUGGAGCUGCGGACUUUAAUUUUUGGAAGUGAAUAAAACUUGUUUUGGAAGACAAGAUGACUACAGCUGUAGAAAGAAAGUAUAUUAAUAUUAGGAAAAGACUGGAUCAGCUGGGAUACCGCCAGACUCUGACAGUGGAGUGUUUACCUUUGGUAGAAAAACUUUUCAGCGACUUAGUUCAUACAACUGAGAGCCUUCGGCUAUCAAAAUUAUCUGCUGUGAAAGCUGAAAAAGAAAGUGCCAAUUUUGAUUUUAUUUUGGAACCCUAUAAACUUGAAAAUGCAAGAUUGAGUAGAGAAAAUAAUGAAUUAUACCUAGAGUUAAUGAAACUGAGAGAACAUUCAGACCAACACGUUAAAGAGUUGAAAACUUCAUUGAAGAAAUGUGCACGUGAAACAGCUGAUCUGAAAUUUCUAAAUAACCAAUAUGUUCAUAAACUCAAACUGUUGGAGAAAGAGAGCAAAGCUAAAAAUGAAAGAAUUCAACAACUUCAAGAAAAGAAUUUGCAUGCUAUAGUACAAACUCCAGGUGGCAAGAAAAGAAGUAUUGCUUUCAGGCGCCAGCGUAUGCAAAUUGAUGAACCGGUUCCUCCCUCUGAAGUCAGUUCAUAUCCAGUUCCUCAACCAGAUGACCCUUACAUUGCAGACCUCCUACAAGUGGCUGAUAACAGGAUUCAAGAACUUCAACAGGAAGUCCACCAGCUACAAGAAAAGUUAGCAAUGAUGGAAAGUGGGGUGAGAGACUAUAGCAAGCAGAUUGAGCUAAGAGAACGAGAGAUAGAACGACUGUCAGUUGCUUUGGAUGGUGGUCGGUCCCCUGAUGUCCUCUCUCUGGAGUCUAGAAACAAAACCAAUGAAAAGCUUAUUGCUCAUUUAAAUAUUCAGGUUGACUUUCUUCAGCAAGCUAAUAAAGACCUGGAGAAGCGUAUACGAGAGCUUAUGGAAACCAAGGAAACAGUGACAUCUGAAGUCGUUAAUUUAAGUAACAAAAAUGAAAAACUCUGCCAAGAAUUAACUGAAAUAGAUCAGUUAGCACAGCAGUUGGAAAGACGUAAAGAAGAAGUGCUUGAGACUGCUGAUAAAGAGCUUGGGGAAGCAAAGAAAGAGAUUAAAAGAAAGCUCUCUGAAAUGCGGGAUCUUGAAGAAACAAUGGCAAAACUUCAACUGGAAUUGAACUUAUGCCAGAAAGAAAAGGAGAGACUGAGUGAUGAACUCCUUGUAAAAUCAGACCUAGAAACUGUUGUUCAUCAGCUUGAACAAGAAAAGCAAAGACUUAGCAAAAAAGUUGAAAGUUUUGCAGUUACAGAACGACAACUUACUCUGGAAGUUGAGAGGAUGAGACUAGAACAUGGAAUAAAACGUCGAGACAGGUCACCUUCUCGUUUAGAUACGUUUCUGAAAGGUAUAGAAGAAGAACGAGAUUAUUAUAAGAAAGAGCUAGAGAGACUCCAACAUAUAAUACAGCGAAGAUCUUGCUCUACAAGUUAUAGCACACGUGAAAAAAGUUCAACAUUUAGAACAUCAGAAAAGGGUGAUUACAAUUCAGAAAUUCAUCAGAUCACAAGAGAAAGAGAUGAACUUCAGCGUAUGCUAGAAAGAUUUGAAAAAUAUAUGGAGGAUAUACAGUCCAAUGUUAAAUUAUUGACAGCAGAAAGAGAUAAACUAAGUGUCUUAUAUAAUGAAGCUCAGGAAGAAUUAUCUGCCCUAAGAAAGGAAUCCACCCAAACCACAGCACCCCAUAAUAUUGUUAGUCUUAUGGAAAAGGAAAAAGAACUUGCGUUAUCUGACUUAAGAAGAAUUAUGGCAGAAAAGGAAGCUUUAAGAGAAAAAUUAGAGCAUAUUGAAGAAAUGAAUCUUUUUGGAAAAUCAGAAUUAGAGAAAACUAUUGAACAUUUGACAUGUGUUAAUCAUCAGCUUGAAAGCGAAAAAUAUGAAUUAAAGUCUAAAGUGUUAAUAAUGAAAGAAACAAUAGAGUCGUUAGAGAACAAAUUAAAAGUCCAAGCUCAAAAAUUUAGCCAUGUGGCUGGUGACUCAUCUCAUCAGAAAACAGAGGUGAACUCACUUAGGAUAGUAAAUGAGCAGCUACAGCGGUCAGUUGAUGACUGUCAGCACCGACUUUCCAUAAAAAGAGGUGAACUUGAAUCAGCCCAAGCACAAAUUAAAAUACUGGAGGAAAAGAUAGAUGAACUAAACCUUAAGAUGACUUCACAGGAUGAGGAGGCUCAUGUAAUGAAAAAGACCAUUGGUGUUAUUGAUAAAGAAAAAGACCUUCUCCAGGAGACUGUAGAUGAGAAGACAGAAGAGAUUGCAAAUUUGCAAGAAAACCUAGCUAAUAAAGAAAAAGCUGUUGCUCAAAUGAAGAUAAUGAUCUCAGAGUGUGAAUCGUCUGUGAACCAGCUGAAAGAAACAUUGGUUAAUCGAGAUCGUGAGAUAAACAGCCUCCGGCGCCAGCUUGAUGCAGCUCACAAGGAACUCGAUGAAGCAGGAAGAUCUAGAGAAAUCGCUUUUAAGGAAAACAGAAGAUUGCAAGAUGACCUGGCUACAAUGGCAAGAGAAAACCAAGAAAUCUCAUUGGAAUUGGAAGCAGCAGUGCAAGAAAAAGAAGAAAUGAAGAGCAGAGUUCAUAAAUACAUAACAGAGGUGUCACGAUGGGAGAGCUUAAUGGCUGCCAAGGAAAAAGAAAAUCAAGAUUUGUUAGAUAGAUUUCAGAUGCUUCAUAACCGUGCUGAAGACUGGGAGGUCAAAGCCCAUCAAGCUGAGGGAGAAAGCAGCUCAGUUCGACUGGAACUUCUUUCCAUUGACACUGAGAGGAGACGUCUUCGAGAAAGAGUGGAGCUAUUAGAAAAAGAAAUUCAAGAGCACAUAAAUGCCCAUCAUGCUUACGAAUCGCAGAUCUCAUCAAUGGCAAAAGCCAUGUCUCGAUUAGAAGAAGAGCUGAGACAUCAAGAAGAUGAGAAAGCAACAGUAUUAAAUGACUUGUCAUCUCUUAAAGAACUUUGCAUUAAACUUGAUUCAGGCAAAGAUGUUAUGACCCAGCAAUUGAAUUCGAAAAACCUUGAGUUUGAGAGGGUUGUGGUGGAACUAGAAAAUGUAAAGUCAGAGUCAGACCUACUGAAAAAACAACUGUCAAAUGAGAGACAUACAGUUAAAAACCUUGAAUCAUUGUUGGCUACAAACAGAGAUAAAGAAUUUCAUUCUCACUUAACCUCCCGUGAGAAGGAUACAGAAAUCCAGCUACUUAAGGAGAAGUUAACCCUUUCCGAAAGCAAAUUAACUAGUCAAAGCCGGGAAAACACCAUGCUUCGAGCCAAAGUGGCGCAGGUACAAACAGAUUAUGAUGCUCUGAAAAGGCAGAUCUCAACUGAAAGAUACGAACGAGAACGAGCAAUCCAAGAGAUGCGUCGACAUGGUCUUGCUACACCACCCCUUAGUUCCACUCUGAGGUCUCCUUCACAUUCUCCUGAAAAUAUAAAUGUGUAAUAAUCAGAAAGAAUAAUGGCUUUCAAUGAGUUCCUAUGUGGAUUUUUAAAAGAACAGAAUAGUAAUGAAAUAUUUGAAGUACUUGUUGCUGAAAAUCAUGAACAUGGACACAAAUUCUACCUCUGUCAACUUUUAUUUAAAUCAGUGAAUAUGUUAAAAAGUUUGGUUUAAAAGAACUAUAUCUAUAUGUAUAUUUUCAUAUAUAUGACAGAACAAGAAUAUAUAUUAAUAGUGCCUAAUGUGUCUAUAUUUUUAUUAUUCAUGAAUUAAAUUACUAAAUGUAUGUUUAUACUGUGAAUUAAUGUAUUCACAUUAUUCUUUAAUAAUCUGUUUAUUAAUAAGCCAUGAUAUAUGUAUGUAAAUAUUCUUACAGUACUUGUUUUUAGUUGUCAUGCCUGUGUUUGGCCCAUAUCUUAAUAUAUUCACAAAGAAUUACCAACUUUGAUGCUAUGCUGUCAUGUUUAACUUUUUCUUCUUAAAAUUAUUCAUAGAUCUACUGUCUGUUGUCAAGGGGAAUAUAUUCAGGUCUAGUCUUCUUAUAAUAGCAGAGGUCUUGGUAAAAUAACUACCAUAUAUAAUAUGUUAUUGCCAUCUGGAAGAACUAUGAUGAGAAAGAUACAUUUAUAUAUUAUGUAAAAUUUUAACUAUCAUCACAUGGACUCUAUGUAACACAAAUUCUAUCAAAAGCAAACUAAAAGCUAUAUGCAGAGUUUUGUAUAAAACAAUAGAACAGAAAUUUGGGACAUUUUUCUAGGAAAUAAAAUUCCUCGGUGUAUUAAUUUAAGGUUUCAAAGUAUAAAAGUAUAUGGGGUAGGCCGGGUGCGGUGGCUCACGCCUGUAAUCCCAGCACUUUGGGAGGCCAAGGCGAGUGGAUUUCCUAAGGUAAGGAGUUUGAGACCAGCCUGGGCAAUGUGGUGAAACCCCGUCUCUACUAAAAAUACAAAAAUUAUUUGGGCUUGGUGGCGGGCACCUGUAAUCCCAGCUACUUGGGAGGCUGAGGCAGGAGAAUCACUUGAACCCGG
Molecule: messenger RNA, 4712 nt
Organism: Nomascus leucogenys (northern white-cheeked gibbon)
Lineage: Eukaryota; Metazoa; Chordata; Mammalia; Primates; Hylobatidae
Gene: CEP135
Product: centrosomal protein 135
Source: RefSeq, a predicted model, not a curated record